Messenger RNA from Bursaphelenchus xylophilus (pine wood nematode), 1384 nucleotides. NCBI's taxonomy places the organism in Eukaryota, Metazoa, Nematoda, Chromadorea, Rhabditida, Aphelenchoididae. The record is from the annotation of a GenBank genome assembly.
AUGGCGGAAAGCUCAAUUCACCGCCUCUCUCUUGAAGAAGGUCUAAUUGAGACCACGCUCCCAUCUCCCUCAGGCUCCGACCAUCAAAAGUCGUUGUCAGAGAGAGGCCGACCUUGUAGCAGUGGAUCAGAUCUCCUGACUCCCCUUGAAAAUGAAUUCUUCUUCAAAGUCCUUGGCCCAGAUCGUAUUUCACUGGCUUCUGGGGUCAUCCAACUACUCAAGGGCGUCGGAAAUCAUUGGGAGCACCACGAGUUUGGGGUCUUCUUUUUGGUUAAAGACAAACGGAGCGGGUUGAUGACUCUGACAUUAUUGGACAUUGACAAUGGAAACCUCUUGUGGGAACAACAAUUGUAAGCCGUUGGUUAUGCGCUUAGUCAACUUUGGCUGCUGAUAGCCAAAAAAUUGUCAUUGUUACAAAACACAUGACAUAACUUUCAGAUAUCGCGGGUUUUGCCUCAAACCAGUGGAAUGUCCAAACCUGCUGACUUUCGAGGGUGAUCACGAUGUCUUUGGGCUCAAUUUUUCAAACAUCAUAGAAGCAGAGAGCGUGAGAGAGCAGUUAGAAAAAAGAUACGAAACUGACAAGGAAUGGAAGGAAUGUAAGAACGGUUUUGGAAUAUUUCCGUUUAUAACUAGUAAAAAUGGCACUGCAGCGUAUUCUAGAGGCAUCCAAUUACAAUUUCCAUUCAGUUUCAGCUAAAACAAAACCAAGCGGCGCACGAGAAUCUAAGCGAAAACGGCUGCGCGAGAAAUUGAGCCGGACAAAGGCCAAGUUAAUACCACGAAAAUUCAAUAUGGUGGACCCAAUGAAUCAACCGUAAGUUCACGGAAACAUCCAUCAGACAAAUUAUUGUAUUCUAGACAGACUUCUGGACAACAACCCACUCCACCCAAAUUUUGCGAUGACCCCGAUGUAAAUGAAUGUAUCAUCGAGAUGUUAAGGGUUGCUGGAGUUGAGCCCGCAAACAUGUCAUCUACUCGAGUGGCGGCGCUUCAGCAAUUCAUCGGGCCAACGAAGAAGAAUAGGAGUAAUCCUGGGAGAGAGAGUAUAAUCAGCACAAGGAGUAGUCCAGAUGAAGGAGAAUACAGUUACAUAGAGUACGAAAAGAAGAUGAAAAAAGCCGAACAAGGAGUCUACGAAUACUUGCAAACCUAUCAAGCUCCUAUUACCACCAGAGCUGACGAAAAUAACAAAGCAAAUCGAGGAUCAACCGAAUCUCAAUCUUCAACUAGACAUCGGAACUCUACUGAUGGCGAAUUAGAUGGGACAAACGACGGCCUUCAUCCAGACUCGUCAGGAAAUACGGAGUACGAGUAUUUACGAACAUACGAAGCGCCUAUUUCAGCCAGAUCAAAAGGAGAUGACAAUGUAUUAUUGCGAUAG